Molecule: messenger RNA, 420 nt
Organism: Brassica oleracea var. oleracea
Lineage: Eukaryota; Viridiplantae; Streptophyta; Magnoliopsida; Brassicales; Brassicaceae
Source: RefSeq, a predicted model, not a curated record
CGGAAUCUCCAACGUGUGAUUCUAAACCAAAAAGGGGAAGUAGUUGGUUUGGAGAUUAAGGAAAAGAAUUACAGAUCUGCUUUGCUCCGACUUUGGAAGGUAUUGAUCGUAUGGCUGAUUCAUACGUAUCAUGACGGAGUGGGACUUCUCAGAGAAGAGAUCUGUGGAAUCAAUCAGAUAAUCUGGCAUUUAAUUGGCUUAGAUUGGUGGUGUGGGGUGGAGGAGAUACGCUUAGUCUAUAUAAAGAGGAUUGAUACUGAGGUUUAUAUCAUACUUUAAAUAUCAAGCUCUAUCAAUUCUCUUUUUCAUUUGGAAGUUUUUGGUGUUUCGGGUCUUCUGGUUGUGAUGUCUCAAAGUCAGCUUUUGGGCAAAUCUGGUGAAUUGAAGAAUGCGGAGGGUACUAGGAAGAGGUUGAAGAUA